AGCUGUGAGCACAGAGCCCGACAUGGGACUUGAACCCACAAACUGGGAGAUCAUGACCUGAGCCGAAGUCGGACGCUCAACCAACUGAGCCACACAGGCGCCCUUCCAUGUGCAUUUUGAAUGGGAUAAAUAAAAAAGAUUAAGCUUAUAAUGCACUUAAAACUUUUCCCCUUUGUUUUAAAGGCAAAACUGUUUCUAAUAACUGAAGGCAGCACCUAUUAGGAAUAGAAGAACUAAGUAAAUGGAACCAAAGAACAAUGUGACUGACUUUGUCCUCUUGGGCCUCACACAGAAUCCAAAGGAACAGAAAGUACUUUUUGUUAUGUUCUUGCUCUUCUAUAUUUUGACCAUGGUGGGCAACCUGCUCAUUGUCUUGACUGUUUCUUUUAGUAAGACCCUGGACUCACCUAUGUACUUUUUUCUUGCUAGCUUAUCAUUUAUGGAUGUCAUUUAUUCCUCAUCUAUUUCUCCUGAACUGAUUUCAAAUUUGUUCUUUGGGGAAAAUACCAUAUCCUUCCAUGCUUGUAUGACCCAGCUAUUUACAGAGCACUUUUUUGGUGGAUCAGAGGUCUUUCUUCUGCUGGUGAUGGCCUAUGACCGCUAUGUGGCCAUCUGUAAGCCCUUGCAUUAUUUGAUUGUCAUGAGGCAAUGGGUGUGUGUUGUGCUCCUGGUAGGGUCCUGGGUUGGGGGUUUUAUGCAUUCAGUAAUUCAACUUAGCACUAUUUAUGGGCUCCCAUUCUGCGGUCCCAAUGUCAUUGAUCAUUUUUUCUGUGACAUGUACCCCUUACUGAAACUGGUCUGUACUGACACCCGUGUCAUUGGCCUGUUAGUGGCGGCCAAUGGAGGACUGAUCUGCACAAUUGUGUUUGUGCUCUUGCUCAUCUCUUAUGGUGUCAUCUUGCACUCUCUAAAGAACCUUAGUCCGGAAGGGAGGCGGAAAGCCCUCCAGACCUGUGGUUCCCACAUCACUGUGGUGGUCUUCUUCUUUGUGCCCUGUAUUUUCAUGUACGUGAGACCUGCUAAGACCUUCCCUAUUGACAACUCAUUGAGUGUGUUUUAUACAGUCAUAACCCCCAUGCUGAACCCCCUGAUCUACACUCUGAGAAAUUCUGAGAUGACAAAUGCUAUGAAGAAACUCUGGAGGAGAAAUUUCACAUAUUGUAGUAAAUGAGCACAUCAUCCACCAUGAAGAGAGUUACUUGACAUUAGGGUUCAUUUCUUUAGAAUUCAGAAGUCUUCUGAAAUCUGAUUCUGACUUUCCUUUCUUCAAAGAAUUUAUGAAAAUUAUAAUUAACGAAUGAAGUAGAUGACUGUGCUGUAAUAAGUGUCCCUCCCUGCUAGAAUGUAAGGUCUAUAUCAUAUUGUAGAUCUCUUCACUUAGGAAUGAGUAAUGGCUUUCCAGCAACGAAUCCAUAAGAGGUAAUGAAUUUGUGAGGAAAUUUUUAUAUGAUUACACUAAGUUUUAAUCAUUUAUGCACUUAUAUUUUAUAU
Felis catus (domestic cat) is the source of this 1491-nucleotide messenger RNA. RefSeq names its product olfactory receptor 4A47. NCBI's taxonomy places the organism in Eukaryota, Metazoa, Chordata, Mammalia, Carnivora, Felidae. The transcript has a single exon. Bases 242 to 1171 code for a protein of 309 amino acids. Gene Ontology annotation, molecular function: G protein-coupled receptor activity; olfactory receptor activity. Gene Ontology annotation, biological process: G protein-coupled receptor signaling pathway. The record is from RefSeq and is a predicted model, not a curated record. Gene Ontology annotation, cellular component: membrane.